AUGUACGCUUCUCAGCACGGAACUUCGACAACUUCAGCGGGCGUCAAUAUUGCCGUUGAAGCGAAUUAUGAGUGGCAAAUACAGGAAAUCGCCUUUGAUGGAACAGAAAAAUAUUUAAAGCCUCCAUCGUAUUUCGACCACGUUGCGAAGUUGGCGCGGAAGGUCGAUUGGCGUGGACUGAUUGGUGCCGACGCGACUUACGACAAUCCGGAUGCUCUUCCACGUUUUGCCAGCGAUGAAGAAGAGUUCCACGAAGAAAAGGAAACUAAACCACAGUUGGAAGUCGAAGGCCGUAAAGGUUCCGAUGCUGGUCCGUGGCACUCAGUCGCUAAAAAUUUACAUGAAGCAUUGCAGCAAAUAAAUGUUCUCGUCGAUACAAUGAGUGUCUUGAAAACGUCUUAUCUCGAAGCGUUGACUGUCGCCGAUACUUUCGAAAUGCAACAUAACAUUCAAGAUGUUAUUCAACAGUCGAAACAAUUUCAGUGGAUCACAAAGCCCAGUGCUGUCUUGGAAAAUUCGCUAAAGCAUCGCGUUAAAUUGAAUAGUGAAAUUGAAUCAGAAAAAGAACUCUUUUUUCGAGAAUUAAAGAAAAUGCGAGAACAUUGGAGAGUGCGUAAAACUGGCAAUGUUGUUUUCGGUGAUCUCGGAUAUAAAAUAUAUGCUCCAAAAUAUAAUCCGAAAGAAAUUUUUGAAAUAACUAGGCGUUCUUCAACAAAUGCUUCAUGUUCUACACAAUCAGAAUCAUCAUUACAAGUCAUAGUGCCAUGUGAUCUGGCUCGGCGUGCAACGAUUUCUGUUUCAAUUGAAAUUGAUACUGAAGUUAUUCUACUAUAUCUUUAUAAAUUAGAAUUAUCGUAUAAUUCAGAUGAUAUGAAUUCAAAUGAUCUUUUUUCUGUCGUUGAUAAUGAUCUGGAUUAUAUGAAAGUUGACCCGCUAAAAAUUAUGGAAGUUCCUUGGUCAUCGGCAUUAUCAUGGGCACAAGAAACACUUAUAUGUAGAGAUAUUUUUAGUCAAUUAAGCGAAGAUGCUAUAAUUUUGCAAGAUCGAAUUGCAGUUGUUCGUGAUGGCGUUUUAAUUGUUUCACUUUUUGAUAACAUUCUUUUAAAAGUUCAAUUAUCGUUUUACCCUUUCGAACGAGGUCCUUUGAUAAAUCAUGGUGAUGAAUAUUUAACUCGUACUUUACGCCAAAUAUUUUUAAAUGACGUUUGCUAUAAAGCUGUUAGGAACCAGACAUUUGUGGCGAUGCCACUUACGAUGAUACCUGAUUCUUUUGACUUGCGUGGUCCUUUAGCAUUUACUGAUCAAGAAAUUCAGUCUCGUCUUCCGAAAAAGCGAUUAUUAUUACAACGACUUAUCGCUACUGCGGCUCAUCAAUUAUUAGUUAAUAAAGUGGUCAAUACUUUAGAAAAUUUACUUCUUCAAAAGGCUGAUCCACAGAUCAGUUGGAAAUGGUUGAGAUGUGGAGCAAUGCAGUCUUGUGCUGUAGUGUCAGCAGCAAAUCGUAGCUAUGAUUAUGCUGGAAAAACUACAUUUUAUAUUCGAAUUGAUUCUGCUGAUUUUUAUGUUUCUACAAAGGAAGGUCAACGGAUAGACUGCAAGAGAGAUGAACGAUUGCUUACUCAUACUAUUAAUUAUUUAAUUUGUAAUUAUAUGUUGAAUACAGUGGCUAUGAUUGCCAGUAAAUUAUGGCAAUGGCAAAUCUUACAUGCCAACAUAAAUGCUGUUGAUGAAAAUGGGGAAGCAAGUCCAACGAUUUACCUUUGCAAUCAAAAUUCUACUUGUGGAAUAUUCAUUCAGUUCCACUUACAAUUGCCACCAACUAUUCGUGUUCGAAAUAAUUUGCGCGAGGAAGAGUUGUUAAAUGUUAAUCAUGCUGAUUUCAUUGUUAUUAAUUAUAAUAAAUUGGUUGGAACAUCGUUAUGUCGAAAAAUUGAUUAUCUCUGUGAAAUAAUGAGGAAUUGA
Molecule: messenger RNA, 1962 nt
Organism: Dracunculus medinensis (Guinea worm)
Lineage: Eukaryota; Metazoa; Nematoda; Chromadorea; Rhabditida; Dracunculidae
Source: the annotation of a GenBank genome assembly